GGUCUGCGAGUUCCGGCUGGUGGAGAACUGAAGCGUUUCAUCAACAGCUGAUUGACACAUCAGAACGUCAAAACCACUUUUCGUUAGUUUCCUUUCUUUCCGCUGUUUUAUCCGAACUUUUUGCGCUCUUGGCGCAGCAGCUCGGUGCGCCAUGACCGCACGUCGUUUUGCAUUUGCGCCUGUGGUUUGCACACGGUGCAAACCGCGGUAGUCACACGGCUGCAUCAAACCUUCAGUUGUUUGCGCCCCGCAGCUUCUGAGAAACAAACUUGUGCGGCUCUCAGGAGGCGCAGCAACAGUUUCCAGGAGCUUCUCCUUCAGGACGGAAGCCACAAGCUGCUGAUUUUAACUUUAUUCUGUAAAGUUUGACUUUCUUUCCCCCCCAGACUGUCCUGUUCAAACAGAUGAAUCCGGAAAAAGUGCCCCUGUUGACAGAAACGCAGAGCUCCAACACUCUGCCUGGAAGCCCGCCAAACCUGGAGGGGCUGCAGGGAGGCGCCGAGCAUUGCCAUGACAACAGCCGGGCGCAGGAGGAUCGAGAGACGGAGAAGAAAGUAGCCAAAAGGAGGUUGUAUGUGGUUUCCGUCAUCUGCCUGGUCUUCAUGGUGGCUGAGAUCGUCGGUGGUUACCUGGCCGGAAGCCUGGCGGUGAUGACGGACGCCGCUCACCUGCUGACUGACCUGACCAGCUUCCUCAUCAGCCUGUUUUCUCUUUGGCUCUCCUCAAAGCCGGCGACUCAGAAACUCAGCUUUGGCUGGCACCGUGCAGAGAUCCUGGGGGCGCUGUUGUCUGUCUUCACCAUCUGGCUGGUCACGGGAGUGUUGGUGUAUCUGGCGGUGGAGCGCCUGGUGACUGAUGACUUCACCAUCGAGGGCAGCAUCAUGCUCAUAACCUCUGGGUGUGCGGUGGUGGCCAACAUCAUCAUGGCGGUCACCUUGCACCAGUCUGGCCAUGGUCACAGCCACGGUGGGCUCGGCUCACAUGGACACUCCCACGAGAAUGGAAAACCCAAUAAGCAGAUGUCAAACAGCGUCCACUCUGAGCUCAUAGACAUGGAGCAGAGCCUGCCGGAUCACGGUGGGAGGACUCAGCAGGCCAACGCAAGUGUGCGGGCAGCGUUCGUGCACGUGAUUGGAGACCUUCUCCAGAGCAUUAGCGUGCUCAUCAGCGCCAUUGUCAUCUUCUUUAGGCCAGAAUACAAGAUAGCUGACCCCAUCUGCACAUUCCUGUUCUCCAUUCUGGUCUUGUGCACAACCUUCACCAUCAUGAGAGACAUCCUGCUGGUUCUGAUGGAAGGAACGCCGUCGGGGGUGAAGUACAGUGAAGUGAGGGACCGUUUGCUGGCUGUGAAGGGGGUCACGGCGGUCCACAACCUUCACAUCUGGGCUCUGACUAUGAACCAGGCGAUGCUCUCAGCACAUGUCGCUAUAGAUGAUUCCGCUGAUGCCCAGAUGGUCCUGAGGGAGAUGACACAGGCCUGUUUCUCCUCCUACAACUUCCACUCCGUCACAAUUCAAAUGGAGAGACAAGCCGACCUCAAACCGGGAUGUUCGCUGUGUGAAAACCCCAAGAAGUAGAAAACCCGCAGCAGUUUUUAUUAAAGCAUGACAAAAAAUGACAAUAAGGUGCUUUUUUUGUUUUUGAGGAGGAUGACACUAUGUUUUAAUUGUUUAAUUUGGCAAUGUGCAUAUUCUGUGAAACUUAACCUUAAAGUACUUUACUCCUCCUUAACUACUUCUUUAUUAUUUUUGUUUUUUUGCAUUUGCUGUUUAUUAAGUUAUAUUGUUAAUGCAUUACGGUAUAUAUAAAUUUGGUGAUAAAUAAGGUUAUUUCCCCUCCUAAAACUGAUGUGUAUCUCUAAAAUGGUUUGCUCUAAAAGUGCCACAGAGGUUUCACAAGGACCUCAGGAAGUGGUGUAACCAUGGAAAAAAUAGUCAUUUAAAUUCUGGUUGACCCUUUGUCGUCAGGAACCUUUAAGAGUUUUUUUUUCUUCCUACUUUACAAAUUUUGCCCCACCACAUACUCAAAAACUCACCAACAUUUGUGAGCAUCUAGUACCUGGUGGCAAGGAUUUUGUAAAAAGAUAGAUGACCUCACAGCAGGAGAAACUGCCAAAAAUGUGAAUGGGACAAAAUCUCUUUUGGUGCUUUAAAAAUAUUUCGAAAGCCACUAAUGAAACCAAAACACUUGCUGGGGGUAUAAAGGAAAUUCUAAAAUUAUUAUGGGAUGUCCACUGGAGUGGACCUUUUAUCAUUUUUUCCACAAUAUGGAAAAAGAAAACUAUUAAGUGUGUUUCCAAGGAAAUCCAAAAAUGCACUUUUGCCGAUUCUUCUAAAAAUUCCACAGACCUGUUGUUCAACCCCGGGCAGCCAAAAAGUCAAAUGGUUGCUAUGGAGAUAAACCAACAGACAAUGCCCCUUGCAGCUUUAUUUUUGCCUUUGACAGUUUCUGGUUUUAAAGCUUGAUAUGUUUCUUUUUUAGUUCUAUUUUCAUUAUAUUACUUGAUGAUUCCACAAUGCACCAGAAACUGAACAAAUAAAACCCUCAAUUACAAGUACCGUA
Messenger RNA from Oryzias latipes (Japanese medaka), 2562 nucleotides. RefSeq names its product solute carrier family 30 member 8 (gene slc30a8). Gene Ontology annotation, molecular function: zinc ion transmembrane transporter activity. Gene Ontology annotation, cellular component: plasma membrane. Gene Ontology annotation, biological process: insulin secretion; zinc ion transmembrane transport; response to glucose. The record is from RefSeq and is a predicted model, not a curated record. NCBI's taxonomy places the organism in Eukaryota, Metazoa, Chordata, Actinopteri, Beloniformes, Adrianichthyidae.